This is a messenger RNA of Dendronephthya gigantea, 1990 nucleotides long. RefSeq lists its product as uncharacterized. The coding region runs from base 1294 to 1899 and encodes 201 amino acids. Gene Ontology annotation, biological process: regulation of apoptotic process. Gene Ontology annotation, molecular function: protein binding. The record is from RefSeq and is a predicted model, not a curated record. The transcript is spliced from 2 exons. Lineage: Eukaryota; Metazoa; Cnidaria; Anthozoa; Malacalcyonacea; Nephtheidae.
UAUACAAGGAAAGAUAUUUUUGGAGAAACAAUGUAAUUAUGUAAAUAACUAUUUAGUCCAGCAUGGAAAGAAAGAUUAGCAUGACAACCUGAAGUUAUAUCAGUAAAAUUUGCAUAGUUUUCUUGUCAGUGAAUAUUUAAUGAUUGCUAUAGCUUUAGUGAAUAAAAUUUGCUGAGUUCUUUGUGGAACCAUCAUUAUCAAAACGAGGUUUGAUGUUUUUUGCAGAGCCUGAAAUAGUAGUCAGCGGUUUUUGGACCCAAUUCCGGUUAUUCUGAUCAAAGGAACAAUCGCAAUUUUCGUCAGUUUUUCGAAAUUUCGAAAUUCGGUUCAAAAUACCUCGAAAUGGUUCAAAACUGAGUAGAAUUAAAUUCCUUAAUGAAAACAACGUUUUUGAACACAUAAUAUCAUACUUUGAUGAAUUUCAAAAUUUCAUGCAAAUCGGUAACGCGGGACCAAAGGAAAAAUCGCAAUUUUCGUCGAAAUUUCCAAAUUUGGUUCAAAAUACCUCAAAACAGUUCAAAAGUGAGUAGAAUUACAUUUGUUCAUGCAAAAAUGCAUUUGAACACAUAAUAUUAUAGUUUGAUAAAUUUCAAAUUUUCAUGCAAAUCGGAAAGGGGGACUAAAGGAAAAAUCGCAAUUUUCGUCAGUUUCGUCAAAAUACCUCGAAAUAGUUCAAAACUAAGUAGAAUUAAAUUCCUUCAUGAAAACGAUGAAUUUGAACACAUAAAAUCAUACUUUGAUGAAUUUCAAAAUUUCAGGCAUAUCGGUGACGAAGGACCAAAGGAAAAAUUGUGAUUUUCCUCAGUGUUUCGAAAUUUUCAAAUUCGGUUUAAAAUACCUCGAAAUUGGUCAAAACUAAGUAAAAUUACAUGCCUUGAUGAAAACAAUGCAUUUGAACAGAUAAUAUCAUACUUUGAUGAAUUUCAAAAUUUCAUGCAAAUCGGAACGGGAAUUGUUGUAUUAGCCUUUCUCACGAUGAUGAAUAUGAGCGUAUGACUUCGUAAUUACAACGUAAUAACGACUGUCUGUAAUUACAACGUAAUCGUGUAUUCAUCAGCCUCCACGGGUCAGAUAUAAAAAGGUAGCUUGAACUAUAUACAUGUUAUGUGACAGAAUUGGCCAAUCAGAAUGGUGUUAUAUAAAGACGAAUAUGUAAUGUAACACGUGAUCAGUAUAUAUACCCAAUAGUGGGAGGAAGAUUUAACAUGUGACCGAGGGAUGAUGACGAUGGGGUGAUGUUAAUCAUGUUAUACCUCUGCGACUGCAAAUCGCCGCCAUUCGAUUUUGGCGUUGAUGACAACGAUGGCUUCGCUUUUAAAGAGAAAGAAAUUAGAAACGCCUUAUCGAAGUUACCGAAAAAUUCUUUAUAAGGUUUUGGCUUUCCUCAAAAAGAAUAAAAGAGAAGAAGAUUUCAAAUUCUUUACCUACGGCUACAUUCCAGCCAGGAAUAUGGAUUGUACCAUUGUAGAUUAUCUAAUAAAGCUUGAGCAAUCCAGUAAUAUCAGCAUGAAUGAUUUACAAUUGCCGUAUGAUUUUCUGAUAAAUUUCGACGAUCCUGAUUCAAGUCAAAUAUUGUCGGCAAUCAGAGAAUUUCAACGUCGACUAGACAUUUUACAGAUAAUAAGCAAUUCAGGCGAUGGCUCCAUUUUCGAACCUGAAGUUGAAAUUAAAAAAUUCAAAGUUUCAAAGGAACUGGAUGAUUUACUAAAACGAUGGGAAAUUGAAAUGGAUGGUGCGGCACAAAAUAUGUCAAAGUUUGUGAUUGAAAAGGUCUACAGCGAGGCUACCCAAAGGAUUGCAAAACAAGUUGCAUUGGAAAAUAAACACGGCGAGGCACUUGUUAUUGCAGAAUUUCUAACCAGUGUUGAAGAAAUGGCUUUCAACGUGACUGAUAACUAAUAUAACGUUUGGAACAACAUAUUAUAGAUGUUUUAAAAAAACCCUUGUAGUUUAUGUAGUGAAAUGUUUAUAACAAAAGGCAAAACUAGUC